Macrobrachium nipponense is the source of this 1527-nucleotide messenger RNA. RefSeq lists its product as uncharacterized. The transcript has 4 exons. Lineage: Eukaryota; Metazoa; Arthropoda; Malacostraca; Decapoda; Palaemonidae. The record is from RefSeq and is a predicted model, not a curated record. Bases 389 to 895 code for a protein of 168 amino acids.
CACUCACAGGUUGCCAGUCGUAACCAGCCCGGCAUCGAGAGACCGCCAGUGGUAGGGAACCCCGGGAGAGGCGAGGAACGGUCUUUCUACGUUCGUGUGUUCGUGCGCCACCAAAGUGUUGGUCGGAGGAGGAGGUAGUAGUAGUAGUAGUAUCCAUCCCGCAACACCUCUCCCGAGAGCGAAAGAGUUUCUCUGCGCAGUUCUGCGUUGAGGGUUGAGAAUUUCACUUGAAACCGUCGAGUCGCGUCCGUUAAUGUGAAGGGAAAUAGUCGGAAAAAAUCUAUACAGAAGCGAGUGCCAGAGGAUUUUUAAAUAGUACUAUAUUUACACGUUCGAUUAUCGCAAUCGAAGCGCCCAGACUCCUUAGAGUGUCGGUUUCGUCAUCACCAUGAGUAUACUGAAGAAGUGCUGCUGCUGUUGCCUGGACCUGCGAGCGGGCUCCCUGGCCAUCGGGGUCAUCUCUUUCCUGUUCAUCGGCGUGGUUCAACUGGUGGUGGCCAUCUACUGCCUCCUAAAUGUCGAGGAAACUCGAAAAAGGAUUAAAUUCGAAAAUGCUGUUACGUUCGGUAUCAUUGAUCCUGAAUCUGAUGCUGCUGCAUACAUCUUCUUCUCGAUUCUUCUGUUGGUGGCUCUUCUCUACAUAAUAGCAGCUCUGGUCCUGAUUCAUGGCGUUAGAACAAAACGACGAUUCCUGUUGCUCCCCUGGGUGUUCUUCACCUUCCUGAACAUGAUUAUGGCCUUCUCCGGGGGGAUCCUGACCCUCAUCAACUCCCACGGAUACGCCCUCAACAUCAUCGUCGGCGUCAUCGUCCUCUGCAUCUCCAUGACGUGGAUCUACUUCACCUGUGUCGUCUUCAGCUUCUUCCAGGCUUUGCAAGACGGAGACUACUGGUGAUUCUUCCAAAUUUCUUCGCCCCUUCAAGCUCUCUCUCGAGGCAGACUAAAACAAACGACAUCAUCGGCCCUACGUCUCUCUUUUUCCUGUUCAUCUUUUUUUUUUUUUUUUUUUUAUCCGAUAUUUUUCUAUUCGUUGCCUUAGCGAAGUCUCCAAUCCACCUCGUCCAGGAGCGACAAAUAAGUGAGCGAGUUAUCAGUCCUUAAAGAGUAAUGCUUUAGUUUGGUUAAUAAGGAAUAAGAUUGCAGAGGAAAGCAAAACUCUGUCCCAAAGUAAUGAGAAAGGGCCAAAAAUACUGCUGGUUUCUGACAAGGUUUACCAAGACACACCUUAGUUUCUGAUGCAUUGCCGUAAAACACGUGUAAGCAGCAGUUCCGGAUUGUUCGUUUUCUUAAAAGGCGAAUAAUAAUAUUUCUAACCGGAGAGCAGUCACAAAUUUUCAACCAAUACUGUACGAAUUACAAAAUUGAACCAUAGUUUUCAACUGAUGGGAACAUUUCAAUAUUUUGCUCAUGAUUCACUUAUAAUUUUGUUAUUUGAUUAUUCGAUAAUGAAAUGAAAAUAAUUCUCUUUGUUCCGCAUCAGGCCAAAAUAGGAAUUUUAAAAUAAAACAAGCGUAAUAAAAGAAAAAA